Molecule: messenger RNA, 3122 nt
Organism: Dermacentor silvarum
Lineage: Eukaryota; Metazoa; Arthropoda; Arachnida; Ixodida; Ixodidae
Exons: 10
Coding region: 362-2281 (639 amino acids)
Source: RefSeq, a predicted model, not a curated record
UAAUUCACUUUCAAAGAGUGCCUAAAUGCUCGUUCUCGCGAUCGAGACCCAUCGCUAGCGCGAUUGACACCAACGUCACUGUAUUGGUAGCGUAACGAAAUUUUUAGUGACGUCAUACCACAUUACAGUGACGUAUGUACAAUGAGCGGUAACCCACAGCACCGGCUAGAGAGAGUAGUGCAGGGAACCGCAUCGGCUGCGGAUCCACAUUCGCUCGCCUAGUUUUUCUCAGCGAACUAGCCAAGCUUGCUGGCAUUUUGCAAAGUGUUUCGCGUCGUCACGCGAACCUGCGACGGCGACAUUCAGCGUGUGAGCUUGCUCGAGCGUUGGAGGCAUCCGGACGGUUGCUCGCGCAGUGACCAUGCCUGUGUACUAUUGUGCGUUGGACUUCUGCCCCAGCAAAUUCGGAGACCCUGUGAGUUUCCAUAAGUUCCCCCGAGAUGAUGCACAAAGAAACGCCUGGAUAGACUUUGUUCGCGCUACCGGGCGGCACUUUUGGACGCCGGGGAAGUCGAGCGUGCUUUGUUCGCUCCACUUCUGCUCGGACGCGUACGAGUCAAAGUAUGCGGUCAGCUUCGGCAUUCCGAAGAAGCGUUGGUUGGUAUCCGGUGCCGUGCCGAUGGUGUAUCCCGCUGCUGCACGAAGUCUCCUACCGUCUGAAAGCGGAGCAACUUCGCCGAAGCGUCAGUGCGUAGCUGAAGUUGAGAGCGACGGUGUUGAUCUCUUCGAGGAGACGACCAUGGAAGAGAGAUCUUCGAGCACAGCACUUGGUCAUCACUCCAACACGUUAUCACCACCAUGUGGAGCCACAGCAGGGAUUGGGUGCAAUACAUGCGACUCCCAGACUCAGUGCUCUGUGCAAGUGUCACUGAAGGCGACACAAGCAACAAUACGUCCAAAAAUGAGAAGCAUUGGUGUGCAAACCGAAGGUGCCAACCGGACUGUGGAAUGUCAGACCGAGUGCGAUUUUAUGGACAUUGUGCUCCCCGAGGACAAACAGCCAAGGUGCUCAACGCCUAAGCCAGCAGAAUUGUCACUGACUUUUCAGGAUGACCCAAUGGACACUACGUAUGAGCCAUCUUUGGAGGACUCAGGACCUGCUCUCGCCGAACCAUGUCCUCGCAAAAUUAUUGUGUUCGAGGAAAACCUUCUGCAACUUGUCAAGUCUUGCAGGAAAUGCCACCUCCCUGCAAAGUCAUCACUAGAGGUUUUUGGCUCUCUUGCUGUGGUGACAUCAACAUGCCAAGAUGGCCAUGUUUUGAGCUGGCACAGCCAGCCAAAGAUGAAACGCUUUGCCAUGGGCAAUGUUGCUUUGGCUGCUGCAAUUUUAUUUACUGGCUCAAGUCCAACGCAAGUCCUGCGGCUUUUCCAAAGUGCUGGCAUCGCAUGCUUCAGUAAGCGUACUUAUGACCGCCUACAGAGGGACAUUAUGAUUCCUGCUGUGCACCAGCUGUGGGAACGUGAACAACAGUCUCUGUUAAGCUGUCUAAGCAGGACGGGUGCCCAACUCGCAGGUGACAGCCGUGCAGAUUCACCAGGCUACAGUGCAAAGUAUGGAACGUACUCGUUGCUGGACACUUCACUGAACCGUAUAAUUGACAUGCAGCUUGUGCAGUCAAACGAAGUUACCAGCAGUGGUGCAAUGGAAUUAGAAGGACUGAAGAGGGCACUAAAGGGCCUUGAGGACCAGAAAGUUUGCGUGCGUGAGCUUGUGACGGAUAGGCACACCCAGGUGCGCAAACACAUGAGACAAAAUCGGCCUGAUAUUGCCCACCUCAUUGAUGCUUGGCAUGUUGCCAAAGGGCUGAAAAAGAAGCUGCAGGCUGUCUCCCGGUCACGGGGCUGCGGUGUGAUUGAGAAGUGGGAGACCUCCAUCAUUAACCACUUCUACUUUUCGGUGAGGAUAGCUGCAGCAAGAGUGAUGACCGCUGAAAGAAGAGGCGAGCUCGCGGUAGCCAUCUGGCUGUCGCUCCUCAACCACAUUCAGAACAAGCACUGUGGCCACAGCAAGGAAUAUGCCAACUGCGAGCAUGGAGACCUCUUGCCUAGAAAGUGGAUUUUUCCAGGUUAUGUUGGGCUUCUUCUUGAAAUCGUGAACGAGGUUGUGGACAGUGGCAGUUUCGGUGAUUCGCACGUCACAACUUUGCCUACGCCACCGCCACUUACAAGCUCUUUUGGACCAGUGGACAAGGCUGCGCUAGUGCGGGGUCACCUUUCAAGGUUUGCGUCCAGUGAAGACCGACCUAGGCACACAGAAGACUCGAGUGACGACAGUGCGUGAUUAGGUCACACACAUGUGCAUCUUUUGUGGAUCAGGCGAUCAUUGUCAGCAACUUCCCACAAGUUGUCUACGUAGGGUUAAAUGUCUCAGCGUGACUCUUGGGCUUGAGUUCAAGAGGUCUUGGAUUAAUUUCAGCCACUGCAUGGGAGAGGGAUUGCUAGGUAGCUUACAAUCACAAUGUUAGCGUAAAGUUUGUAGUGCUGUCAUCCUAAUGUUUGCUUAUGUUUUCAUAUUCUGUGUGGUGGUAUUUUUCUAUGCCCAGUCAUUCACUCCAGCACUGCCACUUGACAUUCCUGACCUGCUUGCACCUCAUGAAAAGCGCUUGCAUUCCAGAAUAGUUUUCACCACGUGUGUAUGAGCACGUGCUAGUUUCCUCGUAUUCCAAACAUUUGGCCCGAAUCUGUGGAGCAGGAUGAUAACGCCAACUGUCUGAGAACUUGUGGCAAACAAUAUUAGCGCAUUCUACCAGCAUACAGUACUGUGGAAAUUGAAAGAUGAUGCAAUGGGCAGGUGAAGGGAAGGAGCACACACAGAAGAACCAAUGUGUAUGAAGAAAACGUGACAAACCAGCGCUUACAGGGGAACAAAACGACCUGACAGAGUGCUAUAUUUUUAAUAAGUGCUGGUAAAGGAAGAACACAAGAAACGCUUGCUCGCCCACUCCACCAUAGCUCCCAUUGACUUGUUUUUGCUCUAGCAUUGAAACGAUAGAUUGAGUGCUGCUAGACAAACAUCCCCAUUGCAUCUGGUGGAGGUGCUGGGUUUCUCUUCCACAUCCUGGAACUCCGCAGUCGGACGCUACCACCUGCUCCUGCGAUGACUGAUCCCGGACCGUCCCAGG